AUGGACGGCCAGAAGAAAGACCCAGGGAAGUGGACCUUGCUCCGUAACGUCAACCAGGUUUUGAAACCCCCCACGCUCUUGCCGGGGGAUUAUGUAUGGAUGGACCUCAAGACGGGCCGGGAAUUUGACGUACCCAUUGGAGCAGUGGUCAAGUUGUGUGAUUCUGGGCAGAUCCAGGUGGUAGACGAUGAAGAAAAUGAGCACUGGAUAUCCCCUCAGAAAGCAAGUCACAUUAAGCCAAUGCACCCGACCUCCAUCCACGGCGUGGAGGACAUGAUCCGCCUGGGAGACCUGAAUGAAGCCGGCAUCCUCCGGAACCUGCUGAUUCGGUACCGGGAACAUCUGAUCUAUACUUACACAGGCUCAAUCCUGGUGGCCGUGAACCCUUACCAGCUCCUUCCAAUCUACUCGCCGGAGCAGAUUCGCCUCUACACGAACAAAAAGAUUGGAGAGAUGCCACCCCACAUCUUUGCCAUUGCAGACAACUGCUACUUCAACAUGCAGCGGAACAACAAGGACCAGUGUUGCAUUAUCAGCGGAGAAUCAGGUGCAGGGAAAACAGAAAGCACCAAACUGAUCCUGCAGUUCCUGGCGGCAAUCAGCGGGCAGCACUCUUGGAUCGAGCAGCAGGUUCUGGAAGCCAACCCAAUCCUGGAAGCUUUCGGGAACGCGAAGACCAUUCGCAACGACAAUUCCAGCCGGUUCGGUAAAUACAUCGACAUCCACUUCAACAAGCGAGGCGCCAUCGAGGGAGCCAAGAUCGAGCAGUACCUGCUAGAGAAAUCUCGUGUUUGUCGGCAGGCCCACGACGAGAGGAACUACCACAUAUUUUACUGCAUGUUGAAAGGGAUGACGCCCGAACAGAAGAAGAUGCUGGGACUUGGGAAGGCAGCGGACUACAACUACCUCUCUAUGGGUCACUGCAUUACGUGCGACGGCAGAGACGAUAGCAAGGAGUACUCCAACAUCCGGGCAGCCAUGAAAGUCCUCAUGUUCACCGAUACCGAGAACUGGGAGAUCUGCAAGCUCUUGGCCGCCAUCUUGCACAUGGGGAACUUGCGGUAUGAAGCUCGAACCUACGACAACCUGGACGCCUGUGAAGUUCUUCACUCGGCGUCUCUGAUCACCGCAGCGUCGUUACUGGAGGUAGAUCCUCAGGACGUGAUGAACUGUCUCACCAGCCGGACAAUUAUCACGCGGGGGGAGACCGUUUCUACCCCCCUCAGCAUGGAGCAGGCUCUGGACGUGAGGGACGCUUUUGUAAAGGGAAUCUACGGAAGGCUUUUUGUGUGGAUUGUGGACAAGAUCAAUGCGGCCAUUUACAGGCCUCCUUCUCACGAGCACAAAAGCGUCAGGCGAUCCAUCGGGCUGCUCGAUAUCUUUGGCUUCGAGAACUUCGCAGUCAACAGUUUCGAGCAGCUCUGCAUCAACUUUGCCAACGAGAACCUGCAGCAGUUCUUCGUCCGCCACGUCUUCAAGCUGGAGCAGGAGGAAUACAACCUGGAGAAUAUCAACUGGCAACACAUCGAAUUCACCGACAACCAAGACGCCCUGGACAUGAUCGCCAUCAAGCCCAUGAACAUCAUUUCGCUCAUCGACGAGGAGAGCAAGUUCCCCAAGGGAACGGACACCACCAUGUUGAACAAGCUGAAUUCCCAGCACAAGCUCAACAGCAACUACAUCCCACCCAAAAACAACUACGACACCCAGUUCGGCAUCAACCACUUUGCCGGCAUCGUAUACUACGAAACGAAUGGGUUUCUGGAGAAAAACAGGGACACGCUUCACGGGGACAUCAUCCAGCUAGUCCACUCUUCAAGAAACAAAUUCAUCAAGCAGAUCUUCCAAGCCGAUGUGGCCAUGUUUCUCUGUGGCUAUGCGUCCAGUGCUUUCGGCCCGUCAGCUGCAUUCACUCUGAAGUUGUUCGAUCGGGAGCUCUGCGUCCGUCAGCUGAGAUACUCGGGGAUGAUGGAGACCAUCCGGAUCCGCAGGGCCGGCUACCCUAUCCGCUACACUUUUGUGGAGUUUGUGGACAGGUACCGCGUCCUCAUGCCGGGGGUUAAGCCAGCGUAUAAGCAGGGAGAUCUGCGCGGAACGUGCCAGCGCAUCGCGGAAGCUGUUCUGGGCAAGGAUGACGACUGGCAGAUUGGCAAGACAAAGAUUUUCCUGAAGGAUCACCAUGAUAUGCUCCUGGAAAUCGAGAGGGACAAGGCCAUCACGGACAAAGUGAUCCUCAUCCAGAAAGUGGUCCGUGGAUUUAAGGACAGGUCCAACUUCCUGAAAGUGAGGAAUGCGGUUUUGAUGAUUCAGCGAAACUGGAGGGGGCAUAACUGUCGGCGGAAUUACGAUGCGAUGAGGAUCGGUUUCCUGCGGCUGCAGGCUCUCUACCGUUCCCGCAAGCUCCAUAAGCAGUACUACAUGGCCCGCAAGCGCAUCAUUGAGUUCCAAGCGAGGUGUCGGGGUUACCUGGUGCGUCGGGCUUUCCGCCAUCGCCUUUGGGCUGUUUUUACCAUCCAGGCCUACGCCAGGGGUAUGAUCGCUCGCCGCCUGUUCAGGCGCUUGAAGGGCGAGUACCGCCGCCGUCUGGAAGCAGAAAAACUGCGGCUAAUGGAAGAGGAACGGCUCAGGAAAGAAAUGAGCGCAAAGAAAGCCAAAGAGGAAGCCGAGAAGAAGCACCAAAUACGCCUGGCCCAGCUAGCUCGGGAAGACGCCGAGAGGGAAGUAAAGGAAAAAGAAGAAACUCGGCGGAAGAAGGAGUUCUUGGAGAAGAUGGAGAAGGCCCGAAACGAGCCGGUGAAUGACUCCGACAUGGUGGAUAAGAUGUUUGGAUUCCUGGGGACAACGACUUCUAUGCCCGGACAAGAGGGACAAGCCCCUAACGGAUUUGAGGAUCUGGAGAGGGUUCCAAAGGAGCUGGAGGAAGAUGACCUGGAUACAGCCUUACCCUUGCCGGAGGAAGAGGAGGAGGAUCUCUCCGAGUACAAAUUUGCCAAAUUUGCUGCCACGUACUUCCAGGGCACGACCACACACACGUAUAUCCGCCGUCCUCUCAAACAGCCGCUCCUGUAUCAUGAGGAUGAGGGAGACCAGCUGGCAGCCCUUGCUGUGUGGAUCACAAUUCUUCGCUUCAUGGGGGACCUUCCAGAACCGAAAUACCACACGGCGAUGAGCGACGGCAGCGAGAAGAUUCCGGUGAUGACCAAAAUUUACGAGACCCUCGGGAAGAAGACGUACAAGAAGGAGCUCCAAGCCUUGCAAGGCGAAGGAGAGAGCGCUCACAUGGACGGCCACAAGAAGAACAGCGUGCGGCACAAACUGGUAUCCCUGACGCUCAAGAAGAAAUCCAAGUUAACCGAAGAGGUGACCAAGCGGCUUCACGACGGCGAGUCCACCGUCCAAGGCAACAGCAUGUUGGAGGACCGGCCGACUUCAAAUCUGGAAAAACUCCAUUUCGUUAUUGGUAAUGGCAUCCUCAGGCCAGGAUUAAGGGAUGAAAUUUACUGUCAGAUCUGCAAGCAGCUGGCUCAGAACCCUUCCAAAAGCAGCCACGCCAGAGGAUGGAUCCUCAUGUCUCUAUGCGUGGGGUGCUUCGCCCCGUCGGAAAAGUUUGUCAAGUAUUUGAGGAACUAUAUCAACGGGGGGCCCCCGGGUUAUGCUCCGUAUUGCGAAGAGCGGCUCAGGAGGACGUUUGCGAAUGGGACCAGGACUCAGCCCCCGAGCUGGCUAGAACUUCAGGCAACCAAGUCGAAGAAACCCAUCAUGCUGCCGGUCACGUUCAUGGACGGGACCACCAAGACUCUGCUGACCGACUCGGCAACGACGGCCAAAGAGCUGUGCAGCUCUCUGGCCGACAAGAUCAGCCUGAAGGACCACUUUGGAUUCUCCCUGUACAUCGCUCUUUUUGACAAGGGAAUCUAUACCCAGAAGAGAGCAGACCCCAAAAAAGUCAAGGAGGAGGUGGUGGAUUUCGCUCGCUUCAAGUGGCCUUUGCUGUUCUCCAGAUUCUACGAAGCGUUCAAGUUCUCAGGGCCCAGCCUCCCCAAAAACGAUGUGAUCGUAGCUGUGAACUGGACAGGAGUAUACUUUGUAGAUGAGCAGGAACAGGUCCUUCUGGAACUUUCCUUCCCGGAGAUUACAGCCGUCUCUAGCAGUAGAGGGGGUAAACUUCAGGGGCAGAGCUUCACCAUGGCAACCAUCAAAGCAGACGAGUACACGUUCACCUCCAACAAUGCUGAGGACAUCCGAGACCUUGUGGUGACUUUCCUGGAAGGCCUCAGGAAAAGAUCAAAAUAUGUGGUCACUCUCCAAGACAACCCAAUUCCUGUGAGCGAGGAUUCUGGCUUCCUCGGCUUCCUCAAAGGAGACCUGAUUGUCCUGGACCAGGACACGGGAGAGAACGUGAUGAACUCUGGCUGGGCCAACGGCGUCAACGAGAGGACCAAGCAGAAAGGCGACUUCCCGACAGAUGCUGUCUACGUCCUCCCCACUGUCACAACGCCUCCUCCAGAGAUCGUGGCGCUGAUCACAAUGACCCCGGACCAGAGGCAAGAUGUCAUCAGGACGGCCUCGUUGGUGUCAUCCGAUAGUGAAGAGAGGACGAAGCCCUACACCCUGGAAGAAUUUUCCUAUGAUUAUUUUAGGCCUCCUCCGAAGCACACGCUCAGCAGGGUCAUGAUCACCAAAAACCGGGGGAAAGACAAGAUGUGGUCCUACACCCGUGAGCCCAUCAAGCAGCCCCUGCUCAAGAAGAUCCUGGGAAGCGAAGAGCUCUCGCAAGAAGCCUGCAUGGCUUUCAUCGCUGUCCUGAAGUACAUGAGCGACUACCCUUCCAAAAGGACCCGCUCGGUGAACGAGCUGACCGACCAAAUAUUCGAAGGGGCUCUGAAAGCCGAACCGCUCAAAGACGAGGUCUAUUCCCAGAUCCUGAAGCAGCUGACCGACAACCACAUCAAGUACAGCGAAGAGAGGGGGUGGGAGCUGCUGUGGCUGUGCACGGGCCUCUUCCCUCCCAGCAAUGUCCUCCUGCCCCACGUCCAGCGCUUCAUCCAGUCUCGGAAGCAUCACCCGCUGGCCAAUGACUGCAUGCAGAGGCUGCAGAAGGCCCUGAGGAACGGCUCUCGCAAGUACCCUCCCCACCUGGUGGAAGUGGAGGCGAUUCAGCACAAAACCACUCAGAUUUUCCAUAAAGUGUACUUCCCAGAUGACACCGACGAGGUCAUCAGUGUGCCUGAAGGCGAUUUCUUCUUUGACUUUGUCAGACACUUGACAGACUGGAUAAAGAAAGCGAGACCAGCAAAAGACGGGAUUGUGCCUUCUCUCACCUACCAAGUGUUCUUCAUGAAAAAGCUCUGGACCCACACUGUGCCUGGAAAGGAUUCGAUGGCUGACUCCAUCUUCCACUACUAUCAGGAAUUACCAAAGUAUCUCCGCGGCUACCACAAAUGCACCCGGGAGGAGGUCCUGCAGAUAGGGGCCCUGAUCUAUCGGGUGAAAUUUGAGGAUGACAAGUCCUAUUUCCCCAGCAUCCCCAAACUCCUGAAGGAGCUGGUGCCUGAACCUCUCAUUCGGCAGCUGUCUCCCGAUGACUGGAAGAGG
Gekko japonicus is the source of this 5595-nucleotide messenger RNA. It is a transcript of the gene MYO7A, whose product is annotated as myosin VIIA. Gene Ontology annotation, molecular function: cytoskeletal motor activity; ATP binding; protein binding. Gene Ontology annotation, cellular component: myosin complex; cytoskeleton. The annotation marks the transcript as partial. The transcript has 41 exons. The record is from RefSeq and is a predicted model, not a curated record. Lineage: Eukaryota; Metazoa; Chordata; Lepidosauria; Squamata; Gekkonidae.